Molecule: messenger RNA, 3845 nt
Organism: Bombus impatiens (common eastern bumble bee)
Lineage: Eukaryota; Metazoa; Arthropoda; Insecta; Hymenoptera; Apidae
Product: zinc finger and SCAN domain-containing protein 4
Exons: 6
Coding region: 1-1611 (536 amino acids)
Biological process (GO): regulation of transcription by RNA polymerase II
Molecular function (GO): DNA-binding transcription factor activity, RNA polymerase II-specific; RNA polymerase II cis-regulatory region sequence-specific DNA binding
Source: RefSeq, a predicted model, not a curated record
AUGGUGACCGUGACCGAGAGCGGGACCGGGACCGGGACCGUGACUGUAACCGUAAUUGUGACUGUGACGUCAAAUUUUGUCAGAGUCUCGAAGUUAGAGUCGGAGUCAGAGUCAAAGUCAGAGUCAGAGUCAGAGUCAGAGUCAGAGUCAGAGUCAGAAUUAGAGUCAGAGCCGGAGCAGCAACGUUUCUACGAUUCUCCGCCACCACGAAUGGACGUGAGCGUGUGCUGCUUGCCCGCCAGUGCCGGCUCGGGGGCCCAGCACCCUCAUCCAGCGAGUUUGCCUUCCGGCGGACAGCCGACGAUUCAACCACCCUAUCAAUAUGCCGAUCAGAUAGUACCGGAUCGGGGUCAACCCGACGGAUUGCCGGUACUCGGUUGUACCGGUCAGGAUAACUGGCAGCAGAUCUCAUCCGCUUCGAACGUCGUUGGUGCUGUCACCGCUGCCGCCGCCACCACCACCACCACCACCUAUAUCGAUUACUCCUGGUUGCAGAUGCAGGCAUCGGACCUGGACACUUUGCUAUGUAGACAGGAUCUCGACCGACUGCAGAAGCUCGACGAAGAUGACCCGGAGAAGGAGCCGAGGGAGUCCUCGGUGCAAAUGGAGGACUUCUUCGAGGUUGGUGGGCCGGUGUGUCGACCGCAGGCGAGCUUCGUCUCGUCGAGGAGUCAGCCCGCGGGAAACGACGACGACGUGUUCCUCAGGCCGCCGCUCUGGGAGGAUAUUACCUCGAGUAUACAAAAGCUGGACCCGGAGAACGCCGACAUGCUGGGCUCGCAGUCGCACGUCAAAAUGGAGACCGACGACGUCUCGUCGCCGGUAUUGUCGCCCGUCGAGAUCAAAACGCCUGCCGCUUUCAAGACUUUCCCCCCUAACAACAACAAUAACAACAAUAACAACAACAACAACAACACGAGCGCCAAUAACAACAGCACCGGUACCGCCAACAACGCCAAUGGCAACGGUAACAACAACAGCAACAAUAACGCCAAUGCGAACGGUAACAGCAACAGCAGCAACAAUAACGGUACCGGGAACAGCAACAACAAUAAUAACAACAACGACUCGACGACGACUCACCACGGAGGCGGGAAUCAGAUCGGUGGCAGCGCGACGUCACCGCUCUACGGCUCGAUGACUAGGUUAAUGUACAUUUCCCCGCUCACGCCGCCGAUUUCCGAUCCUGGAUCUCCGAUAGGGGCUCCACCGAGGCGGACGCCGCCUCCACCCUAUCCACAGCCGUCCAUUAUGAAUGCUCCUCACAGAAUUCAGGCCCCGAGCAUCACCACGAAAUUCAACAGGCGAAACAAUCCCGAGCUGGAAAAGAGACGCGUUCAUCACUGUGAUUUCAUAGGUUGUACAAAGGUCUACACGAAGAGUUCGCAUUUAAAGGCGCAUCAGCGGAUACACACAGGUGAAAAACCGUACCAGUGUCAGUGGCCAGAGUGCGAAUGGCGAUUCGCCAGAAGCGACGAAUUAACUCGUCACUAUCGAAAGCACACCGGUGCGAAGCCCUUCAAGUGUGCCGUGUGCGAGCGUUCCUUCGCCAGAAGCGAUCACCUAGCACUCCACAUGAAACGGCAUCUUCCGAAGCAGCACGCCAAGUGACCAUACCGCUCUUCCGAGAUUCCAUCUCCGUCUCCGUCUCCGUCUUCGUCUUCGUCUUCGUCGAACGACUCUUCCAGUGUACGCGUUCCUAACUAUGCCGAUCUCUUCGAGCCUCUCCCAGAUUACCAGGAAGAAAUUUGCAAACUUAACUCUUUCUUUUAAUCCAGCUCGAAUUCGAGUAUUGAGCCGAAAAUCCUUGGAGAGUCUCUAUGCGCGUUUCUCUUAUUCCUAAUUAUAUUUUCGUUUGAACUGAUUUCGCGAUAUUCCGAAUCGUCAUCGUUACUUUCUGUUACAUUUUCGUGGACAGUGAUUGGAAAGUAAUCGUAUAAACAAACGAGUGUCGUGGCUAACGAAGAAUCUUUGAUUGAAUCUUUCGCUGACUUCAACGAUGCGUGAGACGACGAGAAGGGUUUCGAUAGUUUCGAUCGCUGCUUUUUACGAAUGUUAAUCGCUUGUCUCGAUACACGAUAAUCGUCGAGAUAAUAGCUUAUUUACCGCUCGUAAUUACGAAUACGUUACCGUGUUUGUUCGCCCGAUACGAUGAAAGGCAUACACGCAGUUACGAUCGUAGUGGCUGGACCACUACCGAUGUACUACUACGUGUUUUCUGCUGUUUCAAGAUAGUCGUUUUUAAAUAAAUGUUAACGAUAAAUAUAAAUUGCAUUUAGCGCUGAGACUUUAGAUUUCGAAAGCUUCGUCGCAUUGCGAAGUUUCGUUCGUUGCCCGAACUACGCCAUAGACGUAAUAAAAACAAACGAAAUGUCAGGUAAUUUGCAGAUUCGUAUAUCUAUCGACGUUGGAGCGAACAUUUCUGUCUCAAAUUCUCUUGAAAUGCAAGGUAAAUCUUUAAUUGGUAGUGUUCAUUGGUGUGGACGACUCGUGAGUAAAAUCGUCUAAUUUUAAUUCGGCCUGCGUUCUAUAGUUGAAAGUUUUCGGCAAUUCCACCCGUCGCUAACGUGCACGUUCCGAUUUACUACGAUAUAAUUAUGUAGAUCGUUCUACUUUCGGCCGUAUAAUUUACAAUUUACAGAAUUCGUUGACGUGUAAAAUAUCUUCUUCUUGAAAUCCGAUGUUCGUGCAAAGGUCAACUGAACGCGCGUCGUUCAACCGACGAGACGAUAUUGCAGCAGAAAUGUAAUUUUUCGAGAAUGUGAGUAAUUUUGAGCAACUGUAUCGUUAAAAUGUUCGUCGGUGAUAGAUAUUAAAAUUCUGUCUAUUUCGUUCGUGCGAGGCGAACGAGUAAAUCGAGCAAACGUUCGAACACGGAGCAAUCAGACGUGAGAAAGGCUAAAUUUUUUGCGAGAACGGCUGCUGCCAGCAGUAUAAUGGCAUCUAUUUUGUACUAAGCUAACCACAGUAGCGAGGGAGCCGAUUGCAAGAGGACGCGAACGUCGAUAAGAAUGCGCAUAGAAAAUUCUCCGCUCCGAAGAAAGCGUUAAUUUAUUUGUUUGUGUACAUAAUGAGGAUAUGUCUAUAACGAGUUAAGUUGAGAAGUGGUUUGUUCACUGGUGAUCUUUUUAUCGCUAUUUUCCGUCGCUCGCAUUCGUUUGCAUCGAAUCCCCUCCGUUCCGCAACGAGGAGAGUCAAUCUAGGUUUUGUCGAACGAUCGCUAGAUCCAUAACCAUGCUCUCGAUACGACUUACGCGAGAAGAGUCGACUUAUUAUAGUGAUGCCUUAUGUACAAAUUCGUUUAGGUACGUUUCGUCUACGUAUAUGUGUAUAUUAUAUGUAUGUAUAUGUAUAUUGUAUACGUGUAUAAGUAUGUACGUAUACACAUGUGUAUGCAUAUAAAUAUAAAUAUACGUAUAAUCGUCGAAAACUGUCACGCCGCAUUCUUUGCGGCUGAAAGGUCUAUGCACUUUUAUGUGUGUAUACGUGUAAAAAAGCGAUGCAUAUCCAAUACGUAUGUAGUUAGUGUAAUAUUAUCUGUAUAAUAUGCGAUUUAAAUAUUUGAACCGGUAACUUUCGCGUCGAUUCUGCGAUUUUAUCUUAUUUACAUUCGCGAAAAAUGGUACGCGUAAUAUAUACAUACGUAGAUACGAUAGAUAACAAAACUACGAUUUUCCUUAAUCGUGAGUUAAAAACGAAAAAAAGAGAUUUUCGCGAAGCAAUGUAAUAUCUUCCCUUUUGUUCCUCGUCGUGUUUUUUUGAUCUCUUUAUUCUUUUCUUUUUUCCUUCUUUCCUUUCUUUCUUCUUAUUCGGCUAUCUUAAGUGAAAUGUGAAAGGCUAACGCA